This is a messenger RNA of Lottia gigantea (owl limpet), 4524 nucleotides long. RefSeq lists its product as hypothetical. The record is from RefSeq and is a predicted model, not a curated record. Gene Ontology annotation, cellular component: extracellular region; plasma membrane; protein-containing complex. Lineage: Eukaryota; Metazoa; Mollusca; Gastropoda; Lottiidae. Gene Ontology annotation, biological process: establishment or maintenance of epithelial cell apical/basal polarity; heterophilic cell-cell adhesion. Gene Ontology annotation, molecular function: calcium ion binding; chitin binding. Bases 1 to 4524 code for a protein of 1507 amino acids. The transcript has 31 exons.
AUGAAGCCCAAUUCCAAGUUCUUGCCAGUGCGCCCCUUUAUGCUGCCUGUGUUUCCGGUGCCCCUUGACAUAGUAUCUGCAUGGUCUACGACAGCUUUGGAACAGACGAGCUUACGAGAAGAUCCUUGUUUCCUCAACGAUUGUGCCGCUGGUUCGACUUGUACCUUCUCUCCCCUAGUCACGGGUUUUACCUGUGUUUGUCCCAAUGGAUUCACGGGCACUCUGUGUAACCAGGCUGUCAAGCAAUGCACGAGCAGUACAUGUUUAAAUGGAGGCACGUGCAUAUCAUCAGGCCUAUCCUUCUUUUGUCAAUGUCCGUUUGGAAUCUCUGGAACACGAUGUGAAAACAAUAACAAUAUUUGCAACAACAACCCAUGUGAGAAUUCUGGAAGCUGCUCAGCCAAUACUCUAAACGUGAAUGGUUUUACCUGUACUUGUGCCGCCGGUUUUACUGGAACUACAUGUAACACCUCACCAAACAAUGCAUGUAGUGUUAACCCAUGUUUAAAUAACGGUGAAUGUGUAGUUUCUGGAACAUCGUUUAUCUGUAGAUGUCCUACUGGUUUUUCUGGUCCUACUUGUCAAAUCUCUGAUACAGUAUGUAACCCCAGUCCGUGUCAGAAUGGUGGAAACUGUUUCCCUAACGGUAACAGCUACUUCUGUCAGUGCCCUGCUGGAUAUUCUGGAAUUAACUGUCAAACUGUCACUAACCAAUGCAAUACAUUACCAUGUAAAAAUGGAGCCACCUGUUUCCCUAACGGAAAUAGUUAUUUCUGCCAGUGCCCUGUGGGUUUUUCAGGCACCAACUGUGAUGUUGUCAUAAAUCAAGCUUGUAAUAGUGGACCCUGUCGGAACCAGGGUCAAUGUUUUAAUUUGAACAAUGGUGAUUUUUUCUGUCAAUGUGCAACUGGUUUUACUGGACUAACUUGUGAUACAGUAAUAUCAUCAUGUACAUCUCUACCCUGUCAGAAUGGUGGAGCAUGUUUUCCAUCCGGAGAUUCAUAUCUCUGCCAGUGUCCUACUGGAUUUACUGGUGUGAACUGUCAAACCAGGAUUGUGAAUACACCUUGCAACCCAAGUCCUUGUCAAAAUGGAGGAACAUGUUUUCCAAGUGGUACAUCUUACUUCUGUCAAUGUCUGGCUGGGUUUUCGGGAAACGAGUGUCAAACAAGGUCCUCUUGCAGCCCCAGUCCUUGUCAAAAUGGUGGAACAUGUUUUCCGAGUGGUACAUCCUAUUUCUGUCAGUGUCUAGCUGGAUUUUCAGGAAACGAGUGUCAAACAAGGUCCUCUUGCAGCCCCAGUCCUUGUCAAAAUGGUGGAACAUGUUUUCCGAGUGGUUCAUCCUACUUCUGUCAAUGUCAAGCUGGAUUUACAGGAAACGAGUGUCAAAAUGUUUUACCCUGCAGCACCAAUCCUUGUCAAAAUGGUGGAACCUGCAGUCCUAGCGGAACAAGCUACGCUUGUCAAUGUCCAAGUGGAUUUUCAGGAACCAACUGUGAAAUAAGAUCUCCUUGCAACCCCAGUCCUUGUCAAAAUGGGGCCACAUGUUUUCCGAGUGGCACAUCCUACUUUUGUCAGUGUCUAGCUGGAUUUUCAGGAAACGAGUGUCAAACAAGGUCCUCUUGCAGCCCCAGUCCUUGUCAAAAUGGUGGAACAUGUUUUCCGAGUGGUUCAUCCUACUUCUGUCAAUGUCAAGCUGGAUUUACAGGAAACGAGUGUCAAAAUGUUUUACCCUGCAGCACCAAUCCUUGUCAAAAUGGUGGAACCUGCAGUCCAAGCGGAACAAGCUACGCUUGUCAAUGUCCAACUGGAUUUUCAGGAACAAACUGUGAAAUAAGAUCUCCUUGCAACCCCAGUCCUUGUCAAAAUGGGGCCACAUGUUUCCCUAGUGGUUCAUCCUACUUCUGUCGAUGUCCAGCUGGAUUUUCAGGAGACAACUGUGAAGUUUCACCCUGUGACCGUAACCCGUGUUUAUAUCAAGGACAGUGUACUGCCAAUAUCAAUCUUAUUGGUGGAUAUGCUUGUAGUUGUCGAAAUGGCUACACGGGCACUAAUUGCGAAGUUACUCCGUGUAGUGUAACUCGAUGUCAAAAUGGUGGAACCUGUUUACUUGAUUCAACACUUCUUGCUGGAUACAGAUGUAACUGCCCCUCAGCAUACACUGGUACUCGAUGUGAAACAUCCACGAACCCCUGUUCUGUUAAUCCUUGUGCGAAUGGUGGAACUUGUCAACCCACUGGAACUACAACAACAUCUUUUAUCUGUCAAUGUAACAAUAAUUAUAUCGGUGACAGAUGCCAAACAUUGAGUCCUUGUAUUACUAACCAAUGUUUGAAUAACGGUCAGUGUAUUGUGGAUAGUAGUGGAACAUUCACUGGUGGAUUCAGAUGUGCCUGUGUCAAUGGUUACUCUGGAAACAAUUGUCAAACUUCACCAUGCUCCAGCAGUCAGUGUGUGUCUGGACAAGGACAAUGUGUUUUGGAUACUACAAGACUAGGGGGUUUCAGAUGUGAUUGUUUCGCAGGUUACAGUGGAGAUAUUUGUCAAAUCCGAGCUGAUCCCUGUGUCAAUAAUCCAUGUGGAUUUAGAGGAAACUGUAUUGCUUCAGGAUCUACCUACCAAUGUCAGUGUAAUGCACAAUAUACUGGAACUAACUGUGAAACCUUAUUAAGAUGUUCAUUCAGUCCAUGUUUAAAUAAUGGAGACUGUACAGAACUUCCUUCUAGUCAACAAGGUUAUAGAUGUUCCUGUAGAAAUGGAUACUCGGGAGAAAACUGUCAAACCUCGCCAUGUUUCAGUAGUCAAUGUGUGAGUGGUAAUUGUGUAGAAGAUGUGACAAGAUUAACAGGUUUUAGAUGUGAUUGUUUUGCUGGAUUCAGUGGUGAUUUAUGCAAUGUUCGAGCUGAUCCCUGUGUUAAUAAUCCAUGUGGAUUUGGAGGAAACUGUAUUGCUUCAGGAUCUACCUACCAAUGUCAGUGUAAUGCACAAUAUACUGGAACUAACUGUGAAACCUUAUUAAGAUGUUCAUUCAGUCCAUGUUUAAAUAAUGGAGACUGUACAGAACUUCCUUCUAGCCAACAAGGUUAUAGAUGUUCCUGUAGAAAUGGAUACUCGGGAGAAAACUGUCAAACCUCGCCAUGUUUCAGUAGUCAAUGUGUGAGUGGUAAUUGUGUAGAAGAUGUGACAAGACUAACAGGUUUUAGAUGUGAUUGUUUUACUGGAUUCAGUGGUGAUUUAUGUAAUGUUCAGUCCAAUCGUUGUCAAGGAGUAAAUUGUCUAAACAAUGGUUUUUGUAAUCCCGAUACUGCCCAGUGUGUGUGUCAAGCUGGUUUUACAGGAACCUUCUGUCAAAACAAUUCCGACCCUUGUGAACCUGAUAACUGUGAAAACGGUGGUAAAUGUAUCGUCAUAUCUGCCAACACCUCAAUCUGUGAAUGUCCCACUGGAUUCAGUGGAGAGUUGUGUCAAACUGUAGAUAAUUCUGAUCCCUGUUCCGCAAUCAACUGUCAAAACGGUGGAAAAUGUAUCAAACUCACCGACAUAUUAGCUAUAUGUGAAUGUCCGGGUGGAUUUAGAGGAGAAUUUUGUCAAAACUCACCUAAUGCCUGUAAUGGAGUAAAUUGUCAAAAUGGAGGAAAUUGCCAGGUUGUAGGGUCCACAUUUAGAUGUAACUGUCCGGUAACCCAUACUGGAAAUUUCUGUGAAACACCCAAUAACCAAUGUCUUAACAACCCCUGUCAGAACGGUGGAACCUGUGCUCAAGGUACUAAUGGCUUUACAUGCACGUGCCCGCCCUUCUAUUCAGGAAAUAUAUGCCAGACAGUGUCUCCGUGUCUGACUGGUAAUCCAUGUGCGAACGGAAGGUGUGUCCCAGAAACCGCAUCGUCUUUAUUCUCAUGUGAAUGUUUUAGUGGUUGGUCGGGAUCUUUUUGUUCUGUGGCUGUAAGCCCUUGUACGGACGUCAACUGCAACAACGGUGUCUGUAGACAGACUUCCCCCACUUCCUCUGUCUGUGACUGCUUCCCCAAUUACACUGGUGACAGGUGUGACAUUCUUCUUGUUUCAAGCCCGUGUACAAUCAACCCUUGUCAGAAUGGCGGCGUCUGUAGCACUACUAUUGGCAAUAACUUUAGCUGUUCCUGUCCUUCAGACUUCUUUGGUACCAGAUGUGAGACGUCAGACCCAUGUGGAAGUUCGCCGUGUAAAAAUGGAGGAUUAUGUUCUAGUUCUGAUCUAAGUUUUAAUUGUACCUGUCCUGAAGGUUAUGCUGGUAGAAUCUGUGAAAAUCAACAACCGUGUCCUGCUUACCCUUGUCCAGACACCGUAUCAUCAUUCCGUUAUCCAGACUGGAAUAGUCUCAAUUGUCAGGGCUACUAUAGAUGUACUGAUGGAAGUUUAGUCCGAGAAUUCUGCUCUGGAGCCACGUCAGCUUUCGACCCAUUCACAAUGGAAUGUGAGGAACAGUCUCAAGAUAACCUCUGUCUGGCCUAUCAAUUACAACAACAGUUAGGAUUACCCACGUAA